Messenger RNA from Trichoderma gamsii, 972 nucleotides. RefSeq lists its product as hypothetical. Lineage: Eukaryota; Fungi; Ascomycota; Sordariomycetes; Hypocreales; Hypocreaceae. Gene Ontology annotation, molecular function: protein binding. Bases 1 to 972 code for a protein of 323 amino acids. The transcript has a single exon. The record is from RefSeq and is a predicted model, not a curated record.
AUGAGUUCCCUCCCCAAACAUUCAGCCCUGCUGAACAUGCCCAUCGAUCUCAUCCGUGAGAUCACCACCCACCUGUCCCCCGCGGACAACAUCAUCCUCGCCACAACCUGCCGAGCAGUUCGCAACUGUGCAGGUCAAGGCCAAUUCCCGCCCGCCGACACCGAGGAGAACCGAGAGGAGCGGUUCGAAUACCUCGCCGGCAUGAGUCGAGACAUGCCCGACCACUGGGUCUGCGAGGAGUGCAUGCGAUACCAUCGCAUCGACACCGCCGACACGCCAGCUGACAGCCGCCCGAAUUGCCCCCUGGCAGACUUGUACGGGCGAUACAACCAGCCAUUGCAGCUGGCCCCCGCCGACGAGUACGAGCUGGGUAGACGCCACGUCCAGCUGGCGCUCAAGUACACCCGGAUGGGCGACUCCCUCACGCCCAGCCACCGCCAGUACCUCGGGCGUCUCACCGCGGCCCGGCAGUUUUCGCUCUCCUACCCCUGGGAGAAGAAGGUGACCGUCGCCGCCAAGGUCGCCCCGCGGAUCGUCGACGGCCGGUUCCUGCUGCGGACCAUCUGCGAGUACCGCCAUCCCUCGCGGCAGAUCACCAGGGACCUCAUCGCCAGCGAGUCCAUCUGCCGGCACCAGCAGUUCUUCCCCCUGGAGGACGGGGCCUGGACCAACAGCUCCCUCCACCAGGACCUGCGCCAGUUCCCCCGCGCGGUGGACAACUCCUUCGAGUCGCCGGGAAAGGAGGUGCACGGCCACUGCCCUCACUGCUACACGGACUUUUCCGUGACCACCACGGCGAGGAGCGUCCGGAUUUCGGUCUGGAUGGACCUGGGCACCGAGAGCUCGCCCCUCGAUCCCGUCUGGCGCUCGUUUGUACACAACGUCGAAUUCCCUCCCAUCGAGGAGGUCGAGUACAUUGAGCCUGGUCGAGUCCGCGAGCUAUACAGCAGCGGCGAGAAGGAGGAGGAGUAG